CAUGAUAUUAUUGUUGUACCUACUGGGUUACUUAUGUUGAUGUCAAUAAGUUCAGUUGUGGAAAUGGAACUCAUAAUUUUUCAUUUUGUUUUGCUUUGAUUUGAUCUCACUAUCCUCUUAUUCCCCAGGACAAACAACCAGGCUGGAAGGUCAUCUUCAUUUGACUUUUGCUGGCAGUGGUUUAUUAGAUCAGCAACUGAAGUUACAAAUCAGGAUCACCUCAAAAACCUGAUCCCACACUAAGAUGGCUGAUGGGAUAUGUCGUGAAGAUGAUAACAGAGGUGCAGGAAACAAGAAACUCACUAAGUCCAAGUCGGGCCUCAGAAUAAUUCCUAUCAACAACACUGCAAGAAGUCCAUUUGAACUGAAGGAGCCCACCUGGUCUCCAGAUAAAGAGAAUCCUGAGUGCUCCAAUGGCAAGUGUGGCCAGAAGUUUGACUUUCUGAAGCGCCGCCACCACUGCCGGCGGUGCGGCCAGAUCUUCUGCGCCCAGUGCUGCCAGACGCGGGUGAUGCUGCCGCGGAUGUGCUUCGUGGACCCGGUGCGCCAGUGCUUCCGCUGCUCCGACAUCACGAACGCCGAGAACGUCUUCUUCAACAGCAGUCUGAAGCUGCUCACCAAUGGCGCCCAGUUUGACGUCUCGUCCCCGGAGCGGCCAGUGCUCUGCCAGACAGCCGUCACCUCCGACCACCGGUUCAUACGGUUCGAGCCUACCCAGGGCCAGGCGCCGCCCGAGAGGGUCGAGGUGGCGCGCAUCCUCUCCACAGAGGUCACACAGUCCACCAUUGAAUAUGCUCCGGGCCAGACGCUGCCCGAGGCAGUGGUGGUGCUGUACCGCGUGCCCGGGUCGGUGGAGGAGCGACAGGUGCGCCUCAGCGCCGGACCGCACGUCAACGACUGGAGACUGUCGGCCAACUGGAUCGUGGCGCUGGAGAGGGCUCUGGAGCUGGUGUAUGAGGGCCGUCAGCCCAGUCAGCACUAACUCCUCCCACACCGAGUCGUCUCGCCAGUCGCCCCCCGUGCCGCACUCUAUGCAGUGAGCGGACCCCCGGCCAGCCCCGCCACCAGGCCUCCCGUUGGGUCUGCCGGUUGGCCGUGUACAGCGGAGGGGCGCCCUUGAACCGCAGAGGGGCACCGCUGGGAGGCUCUCCUCCGGUCAUAUGAGAGGCCGGCUGCAGACUGCGAUUGUUUCACGUUACGCUAAACCCGAUCGGCUGGUUCUGUUUUCCGUGGUUGGAACGGCCCAUCGCUCUGCUAGAAAUCGUAUAAAGACGGAUUGGCAUGAACCGGGGUCACGACUGACCGAAGUGUAACUAUAGCAGGUACGGUACCGCUGAGACAUGUGUGUCUCACCCAGCGGCUCGUACCGUGGGGCCAUGCAUGUUAAAUCGCCGAGCCGUGUGUAACUAUGUUGUAUAGCGCCCCUCACCAGUUAAUGUGCUGUGUAUACUGACGGCGAUGGAAGCCGAUGAAACUGAUGAUAUUGACGUCUUCUCGCGACUUUGUGAGUGGUUGAGAGAUCGCUCACGUGUCCGCCAUGUUGUUAUUGAUAUGGUAAUCGGCUUUGUUAUCCUUUAUGCUGACGUACACUGCACUGUUAUUGCCGUGUUUAUUGGCUUCCUGUAAUGAUUUUGAAUCUCCUGCCUUUUAUCUCUAUACUGACCAAUUUCGCUUACGAUUGUGAAGCGUCUAUUGCGGCCAUUCUUUCUUUUCUUGUGCCAUAGCCGGUCGUCUGAUGUUAGUUUAGUUAUCAGUGUCGCAGCGGUGAUAUUGCUGCGACACCCGGUGUUUAUUCGCCGUCAUUUACCAUAGUUUAUCGCAGGGUGUACCUAUGUCCGACACAAGCUGAGUGUCGGCUCGUCACGAGUGAGAUUGGGGCUUUCGCAUGUUGAGAGAGAAGCGCCACGCUGCCCGACUUCCGAAGGAGUUUGUUGGCUUUCUCAGCGUCUAUGUGUGUGUGUGUGUGUUAAUGCCGGCUGUUUUUGGCGACAUGUGAGGACCUCGGACGGUGACGUGAGGACACAAAUGAACAGCCCGCUUCCACAGCUGUGCAGGGACGGCCACAGGUGCGGCUGCCGCAUCUGGUCAGCCGCCUAUCCGGCCACCCAGCCGUCGCCGACGGGCCGAUUGCAGGAACUGAUAUUUGUCUAUUUUUCAAUAAACUGCGUCUGCUAUGUGAGU
This is a messenger RNA of Amphibalanus amphitrite, 2181 nucleotides long. Its product is annotated as zinc finger FYVE domain-containing protein 21-like. The transcript is spliced from 6 exons. The coding region runs from base 245 to 982 and encodes 245 amino acids. The record is from RefSeq and is a predicted model, not a curated record. NCBI's taxonomy places the organism in Eukaryota, Metazoa, Arthropoda, Thecostraca, Balanomorpha, Balanidae. Gene Ontology annotation, molecular function: metal ion binding.